This is a messenger RNA of Penicillium brasilianum, 888 nucleotides long. NCBI's taxonomy places the organism in Eukaryota, Fungi, Ascomycota, Eurotiomycetes, Eurotiales, Aspergillaceae. The record is from the annotation of a GenBank genome assembly.
AUGGGUCAGAAGACAGUCCUCAUCACAGGUUGUAGUGAAGGUGGAAUAGGUGACGCUCUCGCCAAAACCUUCCACAAGAAGGGCCUUCGGGUUUUCGCCAGCGCUCGCAAUACCGCCAAAGUCCAACAUCUCAAGGACAUGGGUCUCGAAAUUGUACAGCUCGAUGUCACCGACGAAGAGUCAAUCAAAAGAGCAGUGUCAACCGUGAAAGCUGCGACCGGUGGAUAUUUGGAUAUCCUGGUCAACAACUCGGGCGCAGGUUAUAGCAUGCCUCUACUGGACUCAGAUGUCUCAGUCGCCAAAAAAAUGUUUGAUGUCAACGUUUUUGCUGUCGUCACCGUGACUCAAGCAUUUGCACCGCUUCUGAUUGCCUCGAAAGGAACUAUCAUCAACAUCGGGUCGGUGCUCGGCAAAAUGCCAUUCCCAUGGCAAGGAUAUUACAAUGCAAGCAAAGCUGCAGUUGCUAUUAUGACCGACCAGAUGCGCCUCGAAUUCUCUCCCUGGGGAGUCCGCGCAAUCCUCGUCACUACUGGCGCAAUUAAGACCAAGUUCUUCGACAACCUCCCGAGUGCGCCACGUCUACCGGAGGACUCCCUCUAUUACCCCGCAAAGGACGUCAUCGAGCCUGCAUUGGCUGGAGUUGAGAUAGAGAAAAAUGCUAUGGAUGUCAAUUCCUUUGCCGAGGUCGUGGUCAACAACGCACUCCGAUCAAGCCCCAAGAAGCAUCUUUGGUCUGGAGGCGGGGCUUUACUUACUUGGCUGGCUUCAACAUUUGGCUGGUCGACUGUAUGGGAUACGUUGCUCCCAUCUGCUGCUCAUUUGCCGGAAAUCACCAACAAGAUCCGCGCCGUGGAGAAGGCUGAACAGGAUCGGCAGAAGGCAAAAUAA